Messenger RNA from Struthio camelus australis, 1191 nucleotides. The record is from RefSeq and is a predicted model, not a curated record. Lineage: Eukaryota; Metazoa; Chordata; Aves; Struthioniformes; Struthionidae.
UUGCCAUCGUUGCCUUCUACAGGGCUCAGGGUCAUGCUGCCCCAUCCCCUUGGCCUCACUGGAGACACAGAGUGAUGUGUCAGGUCCCUCCUGUGUUGUGGAUGCCAUGAAGAUCAACCAGAACACAGUCCUGCAAGGAAAGAGGGUGACUCUGGUGCCAUACACUUCUGCACACGUGCCCCGAUACCACGAGUGGAUGAAAUCGGAGGAGCUGCAGCGCCUGACAGCAUCUGAACCUUUGAGCCUGGAGCAGGAGUAUGAGAUGCAGCGCAGCUGGCGGGAGGAUGCAGAUAAGUGCACAUUCAUUGUGCUGGACACGGAGCAGUGGUCGGGGCAGGCGUACGCAGAGGAGGACUGCAUGGUGGGGGAUGUGAAUCUCUUUCUCACUGACUUUGAGGAUCCGACUUUGGGCGAGAUUGAAAUUAUGAUUGCAGAGCCCAGCUACCGUGGCAGAGGAUUUGGCAAGGAGGCAACUCUGAUGAUGAUGUCCUACGGAGUGACAAACCUGGGGAUCACCAAAUUUGAGGCAAAGAUUGGCCAGGAGAAUGAAGCCAGUAUCUGCAUGUUCAAAAAGCUUCAUUUCGAGGAGGUAGCUGUGAACAGUGUCUUCCAAGAGGUGACGUUGAGGCUGGAUGUGAGUGACCAAGAGAGACGCUGGCUCCUGGAACAGACAAACCACGUGAAGGAGAAAAGCUAUACUGAACUGAAGCUGCCGGCUGUGGUGUUGGAGACCUGAGGGAUACAUGUGGACACAGGCUUGGUUUGCAGGGAGGAAGAGUUGGACACUGUUGCAAGGUGUGAGCGUGGAAGAUACCAAUAGGACAGCUUUGCGCUUUACUGUUUUCAUCUCUCUCCGCUGGUUACUUUGCGAUCUUGUCGACUUUGCACUCUGUUGCAACAGCCAAAAAUACUGCUUGAAAUUUGGACCUCCAAAACAGCCACUAAUUCACAGACUUGGUUAGGAAUGACCCUUUUUAACCUCCAAAUACCUGACUGUCCCAGCAGAGCCUACAAACACCAGCGUUGAAUUCAUUCCUAAUGCGGCCAGUCUCUGGACAAGCAGUACCCUGUGUUCCUACUUAAGCUGUCCUUAGAGCUGAAUUCAUCAGUUACACGGAGGGAAUCUAAAUGCUCUGAUAGCUCAGCUUGUUUUCGCUGAAUAAAAACCUGAAAAAAAACUGACAUGCCUGA